This is a messenger RNA of Bolinopsis microptera, 2873 nucleotides long. RefSeq names its product sodium/hydrogen exchanger 9B2-like. The transcript has a single exon. Lineage: Eukaryota; Metazoa; Ctenophora; Tentaculata; Lobata; Bolinopsidae. Gene Ontology annotation, molecular function: antiporter activity. The record is from RefSeq and is a predicted model, not a curated record. Gene Ontology annotation, biological process: proton transmembrane transport. Gene Ontology annotation, cellular component: membrane. Bases 1181 to 2644 code for a protein of 487 amino acids.
GUCCCACCUAAAACAUGUCUUCCAGCCUCGUCAGAUGUCCCUUUAUUGUACUGGUUACACACUUAAACCUCUGUCAAAUCAUUGCGGAACUGUCCGGUCAUUCUCGACUACACAUUAUAGUCCUCACUCCUUUCUUUCAAACCAGAUCUUUCUCUAAUGUUCCAGUCAAAAAAGCAUCAAAUUAUAAUGUUCCAGUCAAAAAAGCAUCAAAGAUGAGUAUAUUAAAGCGGUACGGACUAGCAUUCCUCAUAGUUGAGAGUUGUACCUACGCAAUUGCAGCAGCUGCCAUCUAUAUCCUACUAUCUAAUGGUAUUGAGAUGAGUGAGAUUCUCGCUACCACUGAAACCUAUGUUAAUGUAGAUUACUGGGUUGAUAAGCUUAAUGUGGAUAAAAGUAUACUCACAGGAACCGGAUCUAAAGUUGUUAUUUCUCUUGUUGGGGCUGAGUUGUCAACCCCGGCUAGACUACCUCUAGACUUGUCUAUUUUAUACUACCUCAAUAAAAAGGGUUAUAUUAAUAAAACCAAGAGUUAGUGUAACUAUUUUAAAUAUUAUAUUCUGUAUACAUAUAAGUUAUAAUUAAACUUUGGAAGGACCUCGAUGGUACCCGAAAAGCUGUAGAUAUUGUGAUGAUGAAUUCGUUAAUGUUAAUUUAUUUCGUACUAUUUUUCAUAUGUUCCCUUAACAUAUUUGUCUACACAAAGAGAGCUAUGUUAGGUUUGAAGUAUCAGCAUAGAAGGGUUCUCUCUUUCUUCGAUGGUGGCAAAGCUGAACUCGCUAUUGUUAAAAGAUUUGUUGAGUAGAACUAUUGGAUCAGUUUAGUAGAAACUGUAAUUUGCAGGGGAUGCUCCAAAGUUGGUUUUGUUAGUUUUUAUGGCAGAUAUGACGAUUUUGUUUUUGUUUGUACGAACUUUUUUGGUUGGAUUGGGAAACCAAAAUAAUAACAGUCAAAAGAUUACGGAAACCCUCGCUAGUGCACAGUAUUAAUGUGUGUCAUAUUAUACAGGCUCAUGUACGGAUGUACCCUAUCGCUCAAUAUUAUUGUCUUGCUAAAUUUACAAAUCAACAUUACCAGCUUUUUUGAGGCUUUACAAACAGUUUUGCAAGAACACAGAAUCACCAUAUUAUUGUCAUCGUAAUGUAAUCAGCGUCACUAACACAAUAUUUCUCAAUAAUACUCUAUGUAUACCCCCACUAACCCUGUAUCACAGGUUGGAACCCUUUUUAGAAACAUGGUUGAUAUCCAGUCACUCCAAGGCUGCUUCCUAAAGAGGUGCCCUCACAAACUGCUGAAGUUAUUAGCACUAUUGCUCCUGGUGAUAACACUCUACACAACAUGUUACGUCACUACUACCACUCUGUCACAAUCUGGGGGUCCUAUCUUCUCCCUCUUCGUACUCCUUAUUUUAGCUAUGAUAGCUGGACAAUGUCUAAAACUCAUCAACAUUCCGCCCAUGCUGGGUAUGUUACUCGUAGGUAUUGGUUUAAGUAACAUACCAACGGUUAAGGAGUGGACGGUACUUGAUGCCCAAGUUUCAUCUGAUCUCAAGAACAUAUCACUCAUGCUGAUUCUGAUGAAGGGAGGACUAAGUUUAGAUAUCAUGGAUAUAAAAAGAGUUGGAUUUGCUGUUAUUAGACUUGCCUUCCUGCCUUGCUUUGUAGAGGCUACUGUAUUUGCGAUAAUGUCUGUUUUACUGCUAGACCUACCAUGGAUUUGGGGCUUUUUACUCGGUUUUGUGAUAGCAGCGGUGACUCCAGCCAUCAUAGUACCUUGUCUAGAUGAACUGAAGAAGAGGAAGUUUAAGAUCGAGGAAAACAACAUAACCACCAUGUUGAUAUCUGCUUCCUCUUUUGACGACGUGUUGGCAAUCAGUGCCUACAUGGUGUGUCUAUCUUCUGCCUUUACCUCUGAUAAGCCGCUAUACCUCCAGAUCCUGCAAGGACCACUGGAGAUAGUGCUAGGAACAGCUUUAGGAGUGGUAUCGGGUGUUAUCCUGUGGUUAGUUCCUCCUGUUAGCUCUGGUAAAGUGGACAGUAGACUGCGCUCCUUGUUGUUAUUGUCGUUUGGUUUGUGCUCAGUUUUUGGGAUGAGUUAUAUAGGGUUUAACGGGUCAGGUCCUCUGUCUGUUAUAGUGAUGUCUCUAACUGCUGUAAAGGGGUGGGGCGAGGACUCUACUGUUACUGGAGUAGUUGAUUGUUUGUGGGUGCUGGGAGAGCCUCUCCUGUUUGGGCUUGUAGGGCGGGAUAUACAGUUUGAGUUCAUCACCCCUGAAAUAAUGUGGAAGUCUCUGAUUAUUAUCUUUGUGGCUCUGUUUUUCAGACUUAUCACUGCUUUCCUGGCUGUAUCCUGGACAGGACUUACUGUUAAAGAGAAGGUAUUUGUUAGCUUCUCCUGGAUCCCUAAAGCUACAGUGCAGGCAGCUAUAGGUUCGUACGCACUAGCAGUAGCUGUAGAGAAGGGCGAAGAGGAGGUUGUUAUGGGUUACAGUAGGACUAUAGUUACUGUUGCUGUGCUUAUUAUCCUGGUGUCCGCCCCUCUAGGCUCUAUGUUGAUGUACUUCACUGCUCCUCUCUUGUUAGACAAAGUAGAGUCAGGACAUUGUCAGCUCGGAGAGGAAGACUGUGUCGAGGAACAGUCUGCCUGAUAGUUAUGUUAGAAUUAUUGGCAAAAUUAACUGUCAUUUUAAUUAGAUGAUUUCAUUUCAAAUUUAAGCAAAAAUUAGGCUUUGGUGCCGUUUUAUAACUGUCUGCUGUUUAGAGAUUUUAAUUUGAUCAGACGUUUUUAUUAAAACUGUCCGUUGUUUAGAGCUUUUAAUCGAAGAAUAAUAAUCAGACUUUUUAUUAAAAUUGUAAUGUAUAAAUAAUCAGAUAUUU